Molecule: messenger RNA, 1891 nt
Organism: Trichechus manatus latirostris (Florida manatee)
Lineage: Eukaryota; Metazoa; Chordata; Mammalia; Sirenia; Trichechidae
Gene: RARS2
Product: arginyl-tRNA synthetase 2, mitochondrial
Exons: 19
Coding region: 77-1702 (541 amino acids)
Biological process (GO): arginyl-tRNA aminoacylation; mitochondrial translation
Cellular component (GO): cytoplasm; mitochondrion
Molecular function (GO): arginine-tRNA ligase activity; ATP binding
Source: RefSeq, a predicted model, not a curated record
GGAGGCGUGGCGUGCAGAAGUGGGCGGGGAGAAACUCCCAGGCUGCUUUUCUGGACGAGCUACACCGUGGCAGGACAUGGCGUGCGGUUUCCGCAGGUCCAUCGCCUAUCAGCUUUCCAGGGUGUUGGAUCUUCCACCAGAAAACUUGAUCAAGUCAAUAUCCGCAGUUCCAAUUUCCAAAAAAGAAGAAGUAGCAGAUUUUCAGCUUUCUGUGGAUUCUCUAUUGGAAAACAACAGUGACCAUUUGAGACCAGAUAUUCAAGAUCAAGCCAAGAGACUGGCAGAGAAGUUAAAAUGUGAUACAGUGGUGAGUGAAAUCAGCACUGGUCAAGGGACUGUAAAUUUCAAAAUAAACAGAGAGCUGUUAACAAAGACAGUGUUACAACAGGUAAUCGAAGAUGGCUCAAAAUAUGGAUUAAAAAGUGAACUUUUCUCUGAUCUUCCCCAGAAGAAGAUAGUGGUUGAAUUCAGUUCACCUAAUGUUGCCAAAAAAUUUCAUGUUGGACAUUUGCGUUCUACCAUUAUAGGGAAUUUCAUAGCAAAUCUCAAAGAAGCUUUAGGACAUCAAGUAACAAGAAUAAAUUAUCUCGGAGAUUGGGGCAUGCAAUUUGGUCUUCUGGGAACUGGCUUCCAGCUGUUUGGUUAUGAAGAAAAACUCCAGUCCAGUCCUUUACAGCAUCUUUUUGAAGUUUAUGUACAAGUUAAUAAAGAAGCAGCAGAUGAUAAAAAUGUAGCAAAAUCAGCACAUGAGUUCUUCCAGCGGUUGGAACUGGGAGACUUGCAAGCACUUUCACUAUGGCGGAAAUUUCGGGACUUGAGCAUUGAGGAAUACAUUCGGAUUUACAAGCGUCUUGGAGUACACUUUGAUGAAUACUCAGGAGAAUCGUUUUAUCGUGAAAAAUCUCAAGAAGUGUUAAAAUUGCUGGAUAGAAAAGGACUUCUACAGAAAACAAUAAAAGGAACAGCUGUAGUAGAUCUCUCUGGGAAAGGUGAUCCCUCCUCAAUUUGUACUGUAAUGCGAAGUGAUGGGACUUCUCUUUAUGCAACCAGAGAUCUUGCAGCUGCUAUAGAUCGAAUGGACAAGUAUAAUUUUGAUACAAUGAUUUAUGUGACAGAUAAAGGGCAAAAAAAGCAUUUUCAGCAAGUGUUCCAGAUGCUAAAGAUCAUGGGAUAUGACUGGGCAGAAAGGUGCCAGCACGUGCCCUUUGGAGUAGUGCAGGGAAUGAAGACUCGAAGAGGAGAUGUUACUUUUCUGGAAGAUGUUUUAAAUGAGAUUCGAUUAAGGAUGCUACAGAACAUGGCUUCUAUUAAGACAACUAAAGAACUUGAGAACCCACAGGAGACUGCAGAGAGGGUGGGGCUUGCAGCACUCAUUAUUCAGGACUUUAAAGGUUUACUAUUAUCUGACUAUCAGUUCAGCUGGGAUCGUGUUUUCCAGAGUCGCGGGGACACAGGAGUCUUCCUACAGUACACACACGCCCGCCUGCACAGUUUGGAAGAGACUUUUGGAUGUGGUUAUCUGAAUGACUUCAAUCCAGCUUGUUUACAAGAGCCACAGUCUGUUUCAAUUCUCCAGCAUCUUCUCAGGUUCGACGAGGUACUUUAUAGAUCUUCUCAGGACCUUCAGCCCAGGCACAUUGUCAGUUACCUACUAACUCUAAGGCCAGACUUCAUCUUUUCAGAGCUGCCCGUUGUGUCCUAGCCAAUGGAAUGAAACUUCUUGGAAUAACACCUGUAUCUCGGAUGUAAUUUCUAAUUAUAAUGACUUUAAAAAACGCUAAAUGAAUUCUGGUUACCUAUUCUUAGAUGCCUUGCUGUUCAAAAUAGGAUUUAAACUACUAUUCUCUGUCAGAAUCUAUAUUUAUUAAAUCUAAGUGAUUUAUCAACUUAA